Messenger RNA from Prorocentrum cordatum, 1149 nucleotides. NCBI's taxonomy places the organism in Eukaryota, Dinophyceae, Prorocentrales, Prorocentraceae. The record is from the annotation of a GenBank genome assembly.
GCCUACAACUAUGCAGGGCCAGCGGUGGAGGAGGCCCACAUCGAUUGCAGCUCCACCGUCUCCUGCCUCCGACGGGGCCGAGCAUACGCCACAGCGCCCAACAGGGCCACCGCCCACCUCUGGAGCAGGAUCCACGCGGCCUUCGAGCCAGGCUCGUUUGCAGUGCGGAAGGUGCCAGCGCACUGCAACCGCCAGGCCGUGCUGGACGGGCACCUCACGGAAGCCCAGCGGCGCGGGAACGACCACACGGACCGCCUCGCCAAGAUGGGCGCCAGGCUGCAUGCUGUGGACAGCCAGGCCAUCGGCGAACACCAUGCGCUUGCCGAGGAGGUUCACGAGCUGUCACGGUGGAUUGGCCAGGCCGCGGUCAUCUGGCAGGGCAUCAGCGAAAAGAACAGCGAGGGCCUCCCUGAUGCUGGCGAGCGGCGGCAGGUGCGCUUCGAGGUGCCGCCACACUCGCAGGUCCCGCCCGCUGACCAGGAGGAGGAGGGCCCAGACCCCAAGAGGCCGCGCCUGGAGAGCGCCCGCUCAGCCGGCAGCGCCGCGGCCCUCUCUGCCAGCGCGGCGGCCUUCAGCAUCCUCGGGCAUGCCCUCAGCUACGCCUGCAGUGGCGACGGCGAGCAGACCCAGGAGCUGGUGGUUUGCACCAAGUGCGGCGCCCACAUGGUGCUGGGUGGCCGCUCGGGGGCCAAGCCGCGGCUGAAGGAGCCGUGCCUGGCCGACAAGACGGACAAGAGCGGGCGCAACCAGCGCAGCCUGUGGGAGCGCGGGCUCCACUUUGGAGGAAGGCCGAGGUCGGCGAAGCAGCGCCAGAAGAACCUGGCCAUACCCAGCCUUCGCGCGCAAGGGCCAGUGCUUGCGGACGCCCAGGAGCGCUACCUUGAGUGGCUCGGGGCCACUGCCGACGCUCUCACCCCGCCUGGCGGCGGCGACAGGGCGCCUGGAGCCAGCGGCGAGCCUGCGCCUGAAGCCCUUGCUUCGGCGGCAGGCGGCCGUGGAGCUGGGGUUCGCGAGGACCUCCUGGCGGCCUACGGCCUGAGCAAAGCCGAGUUGGCUGCCCGCGCGGAAGCCGCCGUCAGCGCGAUCGAGCGCAGGCGGGUGCGCCGCCGCACGGACCGCCUCGGAGCCAGGUCCGAGGAUAGCGACUGA